AUGUCAAUACCCAAGCAGUUGCCAGCAGAAGUAGUCUCUUGUAUCAUCGAGCAGGCUACUAGCGAUGAACCAUCCCUUUCGAAACUUGUUCGGUUCAGUCACAUAAACUCUGUGUUUGCAGAAAGCUGUCGCACUGUUUGCGUAAUCCACGCUUUCAUGGACGACGCAGUCAUGGAUUCAUUAUUCGAGAUAUUGGGGAGCAUUCAUGGGCUUAUCAGGGGAUCAGUAGCUUUGGCCGUCAUAGAACCUGGCUUUUUCAUUGAUCAUCCCCCUGGAGAUAUCGACAUCAUGACACCAUCUGGCACAAUGACUGAGUGGGUUGCAUGGUGCAACAGUCACGGUUUCGUGGACAGAGAGACUGGAGAGGUCAAUCCAGACAGAGAAGAUUCGACGAAAAGCAUUCUGUGGGUCAGGAUGCACAACGGAAUGGAGCUCAAAAUCCACCAAAGUCAAAACUCAUCUGCGUUGUUGACAUUGUUGACCUCCAAUUUGACGUCGCAAAUGAACACAAUUUCUCCUUUUCGAAUCUAUUGUUUUUACCCAUGGAUGACCGUCAACAGAAUAUUGAUCUCAUGCCAAGGAUCACCUACAACAUUGACCAACUGGAACGUCAGUCGAUCGAAUACUACUGGUCGACAUGUUUGUGGAAUGGGCCAUGUGGCCGAGGCUGCCCCAUGA
Messenger RNA from Laccaria bicolor S238N-H82, 678 nucleotides. RefSeq lists its product as uncharacterized. Lineage: Eukaryota; Fungi; Basidiomycota; Agaricomycetes; Agaricales; Hydnangiaceae. The record is from RefSeq and is a predicted model, not a curated record. The coding region runs from base 1 to 678 and encodes 225 amino acids. The transcript is spliced from 2 exons.